AAAAAUUCGCUGCAGUCACCGCCUCGGAUACAGUCUUGCAUGUUGUUUCCUUUGCGAAGACAUCUGGAAAACGGUGCUUCUUAAGGACGGCUGUGCAGCAUGGCUGUGCCUUUCGUGCAAGACUGGGACCUUGUUCAGACACUGGGAGAAGGAGCCUAUGGAGAAGUGAGGCUGCUGGUGAACAGGCAGACGGAGGAGGCGGUAGCAGUGAAGGUGAUCGAUACCUCUCAGGCUAAAGAGUGUGCUGAAAAUGUCAAGAAGGAGGUCUGCGUGCAUAAGAUGCUCAACCACCCCAACAUUGUACGUUUUUUUGGCCAUCGGAAGGAAGGUACGACUAUGUACCUCUUCCUGGAGUACUGCACCGGAGGAGAGCUGUUCGACCGAAUUGAGCCUGAUGUGGGGAUGGCAGAGAAAGAUGCUCAUAGAUUUUUCCAGCAGCUAAUAGCAGCUGUGGAAUAUCUCCACAGUGCUGGCAUCACCCACAGAGAUAUAAAGCCAGAGAACAUUUUGCUCGAUGACAAAGAUAACCUGAAGCUGACAGAUUUUGGACUGGCCACCAUGUUCCGUUUCAAAGGACGAGAGCGUCUUCUGAAUCGCCUGUGUGGGACUCUUCCUUACGUGGCUCCGGAGCUUCUCAGCCAAACAGAGUACAAAGCUCAGCCUGCAGAUAUCUGGGCUUGUGGGAUCGUCCUUACUGCCAUGCUGGCUGGAGAGUUGCCGUGGGACCAGCCCACUGAGAGCUGUCAAGAGUAUUCAGACUGGCUUCAAAAGAAAACGUACCUCCCUCCUUGGAAGAAAAUACAACCUAUGCCUCUUAGUUUGUUGUCCAAAUUACUGCUGGCCAGUCCGGGUGCACGCAUCACCAUCACAGACAUACAGAAGGACCGCUGGUUUACUCAAGGUGUAAAGCAGCCACCUCUGGGCUCUGGAAGAAAUAAACUUCUUCGAUCGGAUGCAGGUCUUAUAUCCCGAGCCAACAGUGAUGACAAGAUGCAGUUUUCUAGCUCUCAGCCUGAUAUUGCAGCAGGCGGUUGGGAAGCCAUGUUGUUAAUCAGCCAAACCGAAGGGCAAGUCAGCUUCUCGCAGCCGACCAAGCCGGAGCACAUGCUGCUGGGUAGUCAGCUACUGGGCACGCCAGGAGCCAGUCAGUCGCCGUGGCAAAGGUUAGUGCGGAGAAUGACACGUUUCUUCACCACCGUGAAUGCUGACGCUUCCUUAACUGCCCUGAAAGAUGCCUGUGAUGGUCUGGCACUUGGUUUCAAACUCACCUGCAACAAACAGGUGACAGUGAGCACACUGGAUAAACGCAACAACAAACUCAUCUUCAAAGUGCAUUUGCUAGAGAUGAAUCGGAGAGUGCUGCUGGACUUCAGACUGUCUAAGGGUGACGGCCUGGAGUUUAAACGUCUGUUUGUGAAGAUAAAACAGAAGCUCGGGGACAUCAUCAGCACUCAGAAGAUCACAUGAGCAGCCUCUGCAAGCUAGUGCACACUUCUGUGGACACUGGACAGAGAUCCUGUAUAUAUUUAGCUGUUCUUUUGACAUUUGAAAUGUCUUCUGCUGUUCUCUUCAGGUGUGUGUUUUCUUGUACUUCUAUCAUUGUGAGAAUCAGUUAAGUGUUAGAUGUCAGGAGGUCGGAUGUUUUGGAAAACACAUAGGAUGGAAGCAAGUGUGUGUGUGUGUGUGUGUGUGUGUGUGUGUGUGUGUGUGUGUGUGUGUGUGUGUGUGUGUGUGAGAGAGAGAAUGUCCAUGCUCUGCCUUUCAAAAGACUGAUUUGUUCUUAUGUUUGACAUGAUACAGUCCAAAGUCUUGAAUAAAUUA
Molecule: messenger RNA, 1821 nt
Organism: Chelmon rostratus (copperband butterflyfish)
Lineage: Eukaryota; Metazoa; Chordata; Actinopteri; Chaetodontiformes; Chaetodontidae
Gene: chek1
Product: checkpoint kinase 1
Exons: 14
Coding region: 100-1467 (455 amino acids)
Biological process (GO): DNA damage checkpoint signaling; protein phosphorylation; microtubule cytoskeleton organization
Cellular component (GO): cytoplasm
Molecular function (GO): ATP binding; tau-protein kinase activity; protein serine/threonine kinase activity
Source: RefSeq, a predicted model, not a curated record